Messenger RNA from Pieris macdunnoughi, 1338 nucleotides. Lineage: Eukaryota; Metazoa; Arthropoda; Insecta; Lepidoptera; Pieridae. The record is from the annotation of a GenBank genome assembly.
AUGGACGACAAUGAUCAGAUGAUUGAAAAAUGGAUUCAAGAACAUGAUAAUUCUGUAAUACCACUUCCUGAAAUCGAAUUUGAGCCCCAUCUUCUAAUUUCUAAGGUAAGAAAACAUUACAUGGAGCAUGUCAUAAAAUUACUAGCUUUAAAUUAUGAAAACCACCAAAAAUUACUAAAUAAGAAUAUCUACCUCCCGAGUGCAAUUUGGCGGUGUGCUAAAAUAAUUGAGACAACUGCAGCACAAAGUUCAAUGGUGAUCAAUUUGUACAGAAGAAACAUUGUCACUAUGAUAAAUCAGGUUAAAGCUGAUACAAAUAAAGGAAAACUGAACAAAAAAUUAUUUGAAUGUCUAAAGAAACCUCCUGAAAAUGAAAAGAAGUCACAAACAACACUAACAAUGGGUAAAGAUUGUCCUUGUGUAUGCACUUGUUAUCAAAGAAAAAAGAUUAGAAGAGAUAAACCACCCUUUGAUGACAAUGAAACCCUAAUUUUAAAUAAUACAAAUUUUGAUGGUAUAACACAAGUUAAAGCUACUCAAGUUGAUACUAGUUGUCAAAUGUUAAACGCAGAUAAAACAAAUGAAAAUUUGUCAUUAACUCAAAAAUCACAUGAUGCUGAUGAAGUAAUGCAACAAAUGGAAAAACUGUUUGAAGGAGGGACAAAUGAUGAUGAUAUAUUUGAUGGAAUAUUUUCCAAUGCUUAUGAUGUUGCAUUUUCUGAGGAUAUAAAAAAGUUAAAUAACGAUAUUCAAAAUAAAACAAACCAAAAUAAUUGUAUCAUAGAACAUCAUGCAGAUCAAAUUAGUUCUUUAGAUAAGAGGCUCACUUCUCUAUCCCAAGCAUUAACAAAAAACACAGAGACAGAAACACAUAACACUAAAAUUGAAGCAACAAAAAGUAGUAAGCUGUCAAAUAAAUGGAUUUGUGAAGAAUAUUUUCUGAAAGUUAAACUUAAUGAACUACUAGACCAACUUAGAGACUGUAAUAGAGCAAAAUUAUUAAGGAUAAAAAAUUUGUUAGCAGAUUUAUUUGGUGAUGACAGUGAUGAUGAAGGUGUUAUGUCACCCCUUGAGGAAACAUCAGAAUUCAUUACUAGUUGUAAGGAGCGGAUUGCUCCAUGGGUUGUCAAACUUCUCACUCCAUAUUAUACCAAAGGAAGGAUUAGAGGGAAAGCCCUAUUUAAGUCUCUUGCUAAACAUCUUAUUAGGUUGAUAUAUCAAUGCAGUAAAUAUCCUGAGGAAUAUGAAGUAAAAGACUUUAUACAAGAUUUCUUGAAGAAUCAUAAAAUGAUAAGAUGUGAGGCAGACUUCAAACAAUUUAGAAUAGAGAACAUUUAG